Messenger RNA from Lathyrus oleraceus (garden pea), 1221 nucleotides. Its product is annotated as 2-methoxy-6-polyprenyl-1,4-benzoquinol methylase, mitochondrial. Lineage: Eukaryota; Viridiplantae; Streptophyta; Magnoliopsida; Fabales; Fabaceae. The coding region runs from base 187 to 1059 and encodes 290 amino acids. The transcript is spliced from 9 exons. The record is from RefSeq and is a predicted model, not a curated record. Gene Ontology annotation, biological process: ubiquinone biosynthetic process. Gene Ontology annotation, molecular function: 2-methoxy-6-polyprenyl-1,4-benzoquinol methyltransferase activity. Gene Ontology annotation, cellular component: mitochondrion.
AAUCGAUUGAAACUACUAAGAUAAAUCAUGCUUUGACAUUUUUUUUUUAACAACACUUGAACUAAUUUUAUAUUCGGAUUUCUCCUAAUAUCAAUUACUUGCAGCUUCAAAAUCAAUUACUUGUUCAGGACUCAAUACGCAUAACCCCUUCUGCUAGCAUCCACCACGUUUUCAACAAUCAAAUUAAUGGCUUUCGGAACAGUCACUAAAAGGUUCGGGAAUAAACUUUUUCCAGCAUUAUCUUCCACUCCCAGGCUACUACACUCUCAUGCCACCAGUUUCGGUUUCAAACAUGUUAACGAAGAAGAAAAGGCGCGCAUGGUCGGUGAUGUGUUUACGAGUGUUGCUGCUAGUUAUGAUACCAUGAAUGAUCUAAUGAGUGCUGGAUUGCAUAGACUAUGGAAAGAAAGGCUAGUUUCCAUGUUGAAUCCUUUUCCUGGAAUGAAGCAUCUUGAUGUGGCUGGGGGCACAGGGGAUGUUGCUUUUAGAAUCUUGGAUAACAUAAACAGAGUUAAGCAGAGAAGGCUUCCAAACGCUUUUAAAGUUUCUCUAGAGUCAGAAACUCAGAUAUAUGUAUGCGACAUUAACCCAAACAUGUUGAAUGUUGGCAAACAGCGGGCCACUGAGAAGGGUUAUGGAGAGGACGGUUCCCUUGUAUGGGUGGAGGGAAAUGCUGAAAGCUUGAGUUUUCAAAAUGAUUCAAUGGAUGGUUACACUAUUGCAUUUGGGAUAAGAAAUGUCACACACAUCGAGAAAGUUCUUAGCGAAGCUCAUAGGGUAUUGAAACCCGGCGGCAGGUUCCUUUGCCUCGAACUAAGCCAUGUUAGUCUUCCAAUAUUUAAAGAACUGUAUGACUUAUAUUCUUUCUCGGUUAUUCCACGCAUAGGAGAGAUGGUUGCCGGCGAUCGAGAGUCCUAUCAGUACUUAGUAGAGAGUAUCCGGCGUUUCCCCCCACAGGAAAAAUUUGCGUCAAUGAUUGCUGAUGCAGGGUUCCAAAAAGUAGAGUAUGAGAAUCUAGUUGGGGGAGUGGUUGCCAUCCACUCAGGGCUGAAAAUCUGAUAUGAUAUUUAUGAACUUUAACCCUUGCUUAUAUAAUAAUUCAUACAUCUUUCAUAACUGUUUAUAAGCAAAUUCAUGAUGCUACUAGAACUGGUAGAGUUUGUAAGAAUAUGAAGUGUAAUUUCUUUCAUUAAUAUAUGGCGUUUGCAAUUCUUUUCCCAA